Molecule: messenger RNA, 735 nt
Organism: Lactuca saligna
Lineage: Eukaryota; Viridiplantae; Streptophyta; Magnoliopsida; Asterales; Asteraceae
Source: the annotation of a GenBank genome assembly
AUGGCCGAAGCACUAGUGACUAUUGAUGCCGAGGGGUUACUGAAAAAGGUGUUGACUAUCGCUGCCAGCGAAAUCGCCAUUGCUUGUGGUUGUGAAGAAAAGCUGAGCAGCCUUCACAGAACAUUGGAUCUGAUUCGUGCCAAGUUGAGCGACGCGGAAAGUCAAAAGGGAACACAAGCUGUGAUGGUGUGGCUGAAGCAGCUAAAAGAUGUAAUGGAUGAAGCUGAUGAUGUGUUGGACGAGGUUCAUUACGAAAUGUUGAGGUGUCAAAUAAAGAAACUAGAUCGGUUGUCAAGAAAGGUAUCGUGCCUUCUAAUCUUAAAGUUUUCAUUUCGUAAUGAAAUAGGUCAUAAAAUCCAAAACGUCAAUAAAACGUUGCUUGAGAUCUAUACACAAGCAAACGGUUUAGGACUACAAAAUGAACACCCAGCUGGUUCUAUUCCAGAUGGACUCUAUCGGGAGACUAUUCCACAUCCAGAAGAAUUCAAGAUUGUUGGGAGGGAUGAUGAUGUCCUACGUAUCAUAGAGCUUUUAACCCAAUCAAGAAAGGAAGAAAAACUUGCAGUUGUUCCCAUUGUGGGAAUGGUUGGUAUUAGGAAGAUAGCAUUGGCUAAGUUGGUCUACAAUGAUAAAAAAAUCGUGCAACAUUUUAAUGUUAAAGCAUGGUUGUGUGUGUCAGUUACGGUUGAUAUCAUCACUCUUCUUGCAAAGAUCUAUGAAUCUCUUGUUGGAUAG